Messenger RNA from Acyrthosiphon pisum (pea aphid), 1059 nucleotides. RefSeq names its product orexin receptor type 2-like. Gene Ontology annotation, biological process: G protein-coupled receptor signaling pathway; feeding behavior. Bases 143 to 955 code for a protein of 270 amino acids. The transcript is spliced from 5 exons. Gene Ontology annotation, cellular component: plasma membrane. The record is from RefSeq and is a predicted model, not a curated record. Gene Ontology annotation, molecular function: orexin receptor activity. Lineage: Eukaryota; Metazoa; Arthropoda; Insecta; Hemiptera; Aphididae.
CUGGUGUAGUUUCCGGCACGGUUUCCAUUUUUCGGAAUAAUAAGACUUAUUAUUUGUACAUUAUAUUUUAUUUCUCGAUUUGUAAUAUUGUUUUUUUCGUUUUUGUUUUUUUACACAGACCGUCUCCGUCACUGUGUCAGUAAUGACGCUAACGGCGAUUUCCAUCGACCGUUGGUACGCCAUCUGUCAUCCUCUAAAGUUCAAAUCUACCACCAGCCGUGCCAGAACGGCCAUUAUUAUCAUAUGGAUCUUGGGACUCGCCUCAGACGUUCCAGAGCUGUUGGUGUUGGAAGCCAUCGAAAAGACGAAACGUUUUUCGUCCAUCUAUCUGACUCAGUGUGAAGCAUUGUGGAGCCAAGAGUCUGAGACCACCUACCAGAUCGCCAAGACCAUCGUGCUUUACAUCCUGCCCCUAUUGCUCAUGUCGGUCGCCUACUACCAGAUUGUCCGGGUGCUAUGGAAAUCCGACAACAUACCCGGGCACACGGAAACUGUGCAAAUGUUCAACGCGAAUGCUUACAACGGGUUCAACCGGACGGCGACGGUGGGGUGUACCAGCACGAUGGCUCAGAUAAAAGCCAGGAGGAAAGCGGCGAAAAUGUUGGUGGCAGUUGUGGUCAUGUUCGCACUGUGCUUCUUUCCCGUGCACCUGAUGAACUUGUUGAGAUUUACGGUGGGCAUUCAACAGUCGCAGGCAACAGCUUUAGUUUCAAAUUUAAGUCAUUGGCUAUGCUACGCUAACAGCGCGGUGAAUCCGUUGAUAUACAAUUUCAUGAGCGGCAAGUACCGUAACGAAUUCAAACGUUUGUUCCUCUGCUGGGGCUCGAACAGACAGAAUCGCCUGCGCCGAGGAGCACACACGUCCCGGAGUGGCACGUACAUUUGCCGUUUCACGAUGACCACGAUGAAGGCAGACAACGUGAGCUUUGGACUAUCGCCUGAAGACAUUCAGUGAAUAUAAUACUAUAAUGGUGACACGACGGAGACGAGACUAUAUAAUAUAAAAAUAUCAUUAUUAUCGCUCGGAGGCAACAUAUUUCUUUUUAAAUUUUUUUUAGU